Molecule: messenger RNA, 1572 nt
Organism: Vicia faba (fava bean)
Lineage: Eukaryota; Viridiplantae; Streptophyta; Magnoliopsida; Fabales; Fabaceae
Source: the annotation of a GenBank genome assembly
AUGCUCCCAAAUCAGAACCAGAAAGAAAGAAUGGUGGAAAAGGGUCCAUGGUCUUGCAAACCUGAAGAUCUGUUUUCUCCGUGUAAUUGUGACUCAGGCAAAGAACAGAAAAGGCCAGCAUUGCCAAGUAUGUCUGAACGUUGUUUUAAGAGCAGCAAUAUAGAUUCUAGCAGUGGUGAGCUUUGUGCAAAUGAUAGUAUUUUAGGAAACAAGAGUUUGAUGGAGGAUGAUAGUGUGUCUCAAUAUUCAAUUAAUCAUAUAUCUCAACCUGACAACGAGCUUAGCUUUCUUGAUACUGAUAGGUGGCUUGAUAUAGACAACUUUGAAGAUGUUGACAGGAUGAUGUUAAAUUAUGACUCGACUUUUGGAAUGGGGAGCCUCAAUAAUGAAGAUGAAUUCUGCUGGCUCUCUUCAUCACAUGGAACUGAAGGACCCGUUGGCGAUGCCCUGAAAUGUGAGUUCAAGUUUUCACCUGCUGAUGCAAGUCCACUGAAAAGUAUAUCAGAAUCAGAUUAUAAUAUGGAUCUGAAGGACAAUAUUGAAGUUCCUACUUCAUUGUCAACAUUUGGGGAAUCAGAUAUGACGUCGGGUAUUACAGAUGACUUGAUGCCUGAACAAAAGAUACAAGGGCAACUGUUAAAGCAAUCAGCGGGAAAGAGAAAAAAUAGCUGUCUAAAAGAUGGUGAUUCUGAUCAUCCGUUUUCCCACGAGGAGCGGCAUGCAAAUCUGAAGCAACCCUAUGGAGCCUCUUCUAGUGAGAUGCAAACUCCUUCAAUGCACCCAGAUUGCAGCCAUACUUCAAAUUAUACACCCCUCCUUCCUGCCUCAUCUGGAUCAAGGUCUGAACACGAUGAAUAUCCAUCAUAUGCAUUAAACAUGGAGAGUUCUCAUGGUCAUCCUUUGGAGGCUACUUCCUUGAAAACAAAUUAUAAGGAAGAAAAUCAAUAUCUUUACAAUGAUGCAAAACUUACGAGUAGGGGUUUCAAAAGUGAAAAUAUGCAAUUCAAAAGUCCAGGUUCAGCUCAGAAGGUAGGACGUCAGUUUGAAAAUGUGAAAGAAGGCCAUAGUGAAGUUGGAGAAGUUAACAUAGGAUUUUCACCAGAAACAGAGUCCUCAAAUGUGCAGGAAAGUUCUUCAAUGAGCUCUGCAUUGGAUGGAAUCUCACAUGAAGCAGCUAGCUUUCGCCAGUUGCAACAGGUCCUGGAUCAGUUGGACGUUAAAAUCAAACUAUGCAUAAGGGACAGCCUGUACCGCUUAGCCAGAAGUGCUGACCAAAGACAUAUUGAUGCCAAUGCAAGUUCUUUAAUGGGCGAUGAUGUUGAAGCAUCUAAAGGAGUAAUGACACACAGGUGUACGGGAUUUAUGAACAUGGAAACUACUACAAAUCCCAUUGAUCGGUCUAUAGCUCACUUGCUGUUUCAUAGGCCCUCAGAUUCAUCAAUGUUGCCUCUAAGUGAUACUUUAAAAUCCAGCUCCAUGCAGAUACAAGGAUCAGCGACCAAUCCACCAAUAUUUACUGAGAAACAGGUUUGUCAGGAAGAAUCUGCUGCUGGAGAAGAAAAUAAAUCUUGA